UUGGACUACCAGCGAUAAAAGCGACGACUGAGUGAUGAUCGACGCCUGUCAUGCCGAUACCUGACUGAGACGCGUCUUACACAGAAGGGUUCCGCUAGCCUCAAAUUUUCAUUAUCAAACAACAACAUGCCUCAGUAUCUCGUAAGGCUUGCGCAAGCACACGAGACUUUCCGGAAAGUCGAACUGCAAGCGCUAGCCGAUAUUGCAGGAGUGCCUCUACAGUUUGUAAAAUAUGAAGAAGAUUCACCCUACUGCAUUGUCGAUCUGCCGUCAGACGCUGCGGCACGAAGAGUCAUCGCACGGAGCAUCCUAGCACAGGGCAUAUACGAGCUAUGGGGCCAAGGAUCAACAUACGACGCCCUUCACGACUCCGUCCGCAGUCUGACCACGUCCUGGUGGCCCCAGUACAUUACCGCAUCUUUCCGCUUUACGAUAGAAGGCUAUCGAGGGAGUAGAUCGAAUGAUGAACAGCGCGACAUCAUUGACAGCUUCUCGUACAUGGCUUUCAAAGGGACACCACAGAUGCGAAACCCAGAUGUCGCGUUCCGUGUCUUCGAAGAUUACGAUCUUAAUUGUAAAACCCCAAAGUACCUUUACUUUGGCCGCUUUAUUGCCGAAUCAUGUCGCAAUGAAGCCAAGAAGACGUUUGAUCUCAAGAAAAGGCAUUACAUCAGCACUACAUCCAUGGACGCCGAGCUUACACUGUUGACGGCUAAUAUCGCACACGUGUCACCCGGGAAGUUGUUUUACGACCCUUUUAUGGGCACGGGCGGCUUCCCGAUAGCAUGCGCUCACUUCGGAGCAGUGGUGUUUGGAAGUGACAUCGACGGCCGCACCAUCCGCGGCCUUGGAGGAAGCGCAAGGAGGGGACAGACUGGAAAAUAUGACGUGGUCGGCAACUUCAAGCAGUAUGAUAUGGAGUCGAGUUAUCUGGGCGCGUUCGUUUCUGAUCUGACAAACACACCACUGAGAAUACCGCCACCUGAGAAAGGCAUUACGACAGGCUAUCUCGAUGGUAUCGUCUGUGACCCACCUUACGGUAUCCGAGAAGGACUCAAGGUUCUGGGAUCCCGGCAAGCGCUUCUUGACGUCGAGAGGCAAUCUCACCAAGACCAGUUCAAGGAGCCCGGAUACAUACCCCCGAAGCGGCCUUACUCCUUCACCGCGCUGCUCGAUGACAUACUAGCCUUUGCAGUCGCUACGCUAGUGGAAGAUGGUCGAAUCAGCAUGUGGAUGCCAACUGCGAAUGACGAGGACAUCGAGCUGAUUAUACCGUCACAUCCCUGUCUCGAACUGACAUCAGUCUGCGUCCAAGCCUUCAACAAGUGGUCACGCAGACUACUGACGUAUCGACGGCGCCGUGAUUCGGAGGUGCCUGAGGGUGCGCUUGAGAUGGCUAAGAAAGAGUAUGAGAAAGGCACCAGGGCAAGUGAGUUGAACGACUUCCGAAGAAAAUAUUUCCAGGGGUUCAAAGAGUUUGAGAGUAUGAAGAAGGAGUUUGUUAGGAUGAAGGUGGAGUCUAAAAGCAGUGGAGAGGCGCCUAGUACUGCAGAGGCGGCUAAUGCUGUGAAGGAGGAUGAUACCAAAACAUAGAUACUGUGUGCCUUAGCUGCACACUCAAAAGCCAUCAUGACUAGAUUUGCUCCAACAUGAACGUAUGAUAACC
This is a messenger RNA of Alternaria alternata, 1666 nucleotides long. Its product is annotated as tRNA guanosine-2'-O-methyltransferase. The record is from RefSeq and is a predicted model, not a curated record. NCBI's taxonomy places the organism in Eukaryota, Fungi, Ascomycota, Dothideomycetes, Pleosporales, Pleosporaceae. Gene Ontology annotation, cellular component: cytoplasm. Bases 127 to 1593 code for a protein of 488 amino acids. Gene Ontology annotation, biological process: methylation. The transcript has 2 exons. Gene Ontology annotation, molecular function: nucleic acid binding.